Molecule: messenger RNA, 324 nt
Organism: Capronia epimyces CBS 606.96
Lineage: Eukaryota; Fungi; Ascomycota; Eurotiomycetes; Chaetothyriales; Herpotrichiellaceae
Exons: 1
Coding region: 1-324 (107 amino acids)
Source: RefSeq, a predicted model, not a curated record
AUGUCGAGUGAUACUUCUGGCCAAAUUCGGUCCAUGAACAGUAUCCGGGCGCCAGUAACACCAGGCAAUGUCAGUGAAGCUUUCUGGGCCGAUGAUUUCAGAGUGUCAUUCAUUGACAUUGCAGCUUUGGCUAUUACCUUGGGUCUGAUGGGGACCUUUGUCGCCAUCCUAGUUUACGCUGUGCGAAAGAGAUGUGACGGUCGACGCAAUGCGUGCGAUGCCUGCCACACACGCCAACGCAGCAAUUUGAGCCACCGCGAUGAUGAUCUGGAGGACGUCGGCCUUGUUUUUGACGAGAAGGACGUGGUUGGCAAACAAGACUAG